UAAAUUUAACUUUCCCACUCACGGUUUUCUUUUCCAGAUUUCUACGGAUAUCACAGAAAAAUAACGAUACAAACGCAUCAACAACAAAGUAAAACUAUUAAUAAAUAUAAUUAGCUCAAACAGAAAACGUUAAAUCAUCCCACGUGAUAAAUUUACGUGCGUAGACGAAGUUCUUAAAAUAGUAUCUCGGACUAGACUGUUAGAAGCACAUUGAGUAGUGUUUUAGAAGUGAAAACAUAUAAAAAUGCGUGAAAUUGUGCAUUUGCAAGCUGGCCAGUGUGGCAACCAGAUCGGCUCAAAGUUUUGGGAGAUAAUCUCGGACGAGCACGGCAUAGACCAGACUGGCUACUACCAUGGCGACAGCGACCUUCAACUCGAGAGGAUCCAAGUAUACUAUAAUGAGGCUGCUGAUGGUAAGCGCUACGUGCCCCGUGCAGUGCUGGUGGACUUGGAGCCAGGGACAAUGGAUGCCAUCAGGUCUUCCACCUACGGCCAGCUGUUCCGACCUGAUAACUUCGUUUUUGGGCAAAGCGGAGCUGGCAAUAACUGGGCCAAGGGACACUACACUGAAGGUGCUGAGCUGGUGGAGUCAGUCAUGGACGUCGUGAGGAAGGAGGCGGAGCCGUGUGACUGUCUUCAAGGUUUCCAGUUGACCCACUCGUUGGGCGGUGGCACUGGAUCAGGUUUGGGCACGCUGCUCCUCAGCAAGUUGCGCGAAGAAUACCCUGACAGGAUCGUCAACACCUUCAGUGUGAUGCCGUCGCCUAAAGUAUCAGACACAGUAGUGGAACCAUACAACGCGACAUUAUCAGUCCACCAGCUAGUUGAGAAUACAGACGAAACAUUCUGCAUUGACAAUGAAGCGCUCUACGAUAUAUGCUUCAGGACGCUGAGGCUGGCAUCUCCUACAUACGGAGAUUUGAACCAUCUUGUGUCGCUGACCAUGUCGGGAGUGACCACGUGUCUCCGGUUCCCUGGACAGCUGAACGCCGACCUUCGGAAGCUGGCGGUCAACAUGGUUCCCUUCCCGAGAUUACACUUCUUUAUGCCAGGCUUCGCGCCCCUGACAGCCCGCAACAGCCAAGGUUACCGUGCCCUCACGGUACCAGAACUGACCCAGCAAAUGUUCAGCCCUGUGAACAUGAUGGCAGCGUGCGACCCUCGCCACGGACGGUACCUCACCGUGGCAGCCAUCUUCAGAGGACGGAUGUCCAUGAAGGAGGUUGAUGAGCAGAUGUUGACUGUUCAGGAUAAGAAUUCUAGUUACUUCGUGGAAUGGAUACCGAACAACGUGAAGGUGGCAGUGUGCGACGUCCCGCCCCGCGGUCUCAAAAUGGCGGCUACCUUUGUCGGAAACACCACAGCUAUACAGGAGAUAUUCAAGAGGAUAUCUGAACAGUUCACUGUUAUGUUCCGGCGCAAGGCGUUCCUCCACUGGUAUACAGGGGAGGGCAUGGAUGAGAUGGAGUUCACGGAAGCUGAGAGCAACAUGAACGACCUGGUCUCCGAGUACCAACAGUAUGAGGAGGUUGGAGUUGAUGACGCGGAAUUCGAUGAGCAAGAAGAAAUGGCCCCUGAAGAAGAAUAUCCUGAAGAAUAGUUUAAAAAAUAAAUCAAUACAACUAGUUAUAGGAAUAUCAACCUUAAUAUAUAGACUUUAUGGUCUAUUUUUCAAUAGCAGACGGUACCUAAAUGUUGUUUUUGUUUUUUUAUUUAUUAAUGUAGGUAUUUAUCAUUGAUAUAGGAAUAAGAACUGUGUUUUCUAUGCAAUAUAGUUUAAUAUUCUUUAAUACAAAAUCAUUUUGGAACAU
Messenger RNA from Spodoptera frugiperda (fall armyworm), 1811 nucleotides. RefSeq names its product tubulin beta chain-like. Gene Ontology annotation, molecular function: GTP binding; structural constituent of cytoskeleton; GTPase activity. NCBI's taxonomy places the organism in Eukaryota, Metazoa, Arthropoda, Insecta, Lepidoptera, Noctuidae. The transcript is spliced from 11 exons. Gene Ontology annotation, cellular component: cytoplasm; microtubule. Gene Ontology annotation, biological process: microtubule cytoskeleton organization; mitotic cell cycle. The record is from RefSeq and is a predicted model, not a curated record. The coding region runs from base 245 to 1600 and encodes 451 amino acids.